This is a messenger RNA of Opisthocomus hoazin, 2244 nucleotides long. NCBI's taxonomy places the organism in Eukaryota, Metazoa, Chordata, Aves, Opisthocomiformes, Opisthocomidae. The record is from RefSeq and is a predicted model, not a curated record.
AUGAAUAGAUCAAUAGGAUUUAACAUCUGCGUGGUCACCUGCAGCAUCCUGCUCUUGUCCUUCAGUCCACCAUGCCUUGCAUCUCAGCCACUGGAGGAGAGGGACAUGACAAAGGUCCAGCAUGGCCCCUGGGCAGGGAAUGGGGUAGAAGAUGAAAGGACAAGCAUGCUGAACUUGAAAAAUGACCUGGGCCCUUCUGAGCAGCCUGUUGCUGAAAAACCGUGUGGAGUGUCACCAAAGCCAUCUGGGAUGCCCUUGAAUGAAGCUUUCACUGCAGAAGGAGAAACGCUGUCUGUAAGCCAUGUUGUUCCAGGCAGCCCGGGCCUGGGUGCUCACACCUCUGCUGCAGUGGUGGCUGCUGUAGGCGAGGAGGAGCGUGGUCCCACAAAGUCUGAGCUGGAUGAGGAUGAUGCAUUCAAGGCCAUGCUGACCAUAGCUGUGACCACCCCGAACCCAACUGUCCAGGAGGAGUCUGUCAGUGGCCCCAUUAGCAAGACCACCACAGAGGGUGGUGUUGGAGUAGAUCACAGCUCUGCCAGCCUCUUGGCAAACACCAUUUCUGGGACAGCUGAGGAGGAGGAGGCAGAGAGCAGCUCACACCCUUCGGCAGCCCCCCAGCCCACUCUGUACCCCAGCUCUCCUGGCUGGGAAACAGCAAGUGACCACCCUGCUGUCCCAACUCCCUGGGCUCAGGGCAUGACCUCUGAGGUGGGCAUGCUGAGGGCCAGCACAGGGAGCCUGCUGAAGGCCCUGGUUGUGCGAGCGUCCAUGGCUGCAGAGCAUCCCCUCACGGCAACUGAGGCUUCCCUGGAAGCAGGGAUGAGUGUUGGGAGAGGAGAGCUGCCUGCCACAGCUGGCACUGUCACCAUCCGCCCUCUGGACACUGUGCCACCUGACUGGGAUGACACAAAACCAGGGGGCAUAAGUCAAGGGGGAAGCAUGUCUCAUGAGGAGGCGACAGAGAACCUGGGGGCAACAGAACCAUCCCAGACCCUGCAGGGAGGCAUGGAGGAGGAAGAGGAUGCAACAAGAGUACUGCCAUCCCCCGUGUCCCCUCCGCCAACUCCUGGGCUUGCUGAGGAGACCAACUGCACAGCACUGGUGCAAGGGGAGGUGAUGCCGGCAGCUUCCACCAGCAGCAGUGAUGCUCUCCACCCUGUGAACCUGACAGGUGUAGACAUGGCUGAUCUCAGCUCACUGGAAGACGUAAAUGCAACCACAACAGAGGAGGAGAAAAGUAUCCUUCCCUCGCAGCCGGAGGCUGCUGUGGUGACAGAUGAAGAGUCUGAACUCUCUCCUACUCUGGAAAGCUCAUGGGAAGGUGCUACUCAGGAGGUGACAACUGUUGCCCAGGAGGCUGAUGCUGCUCUGUCAGUUGUGACACUGGUGCCUGGUGCUACCCAGGAAACAGGAGCUGCAAGCUUUCCCCCGGAGAACAGUGGGGAGGACACCCAGAUGCCGACUGCUCCUAGUGCCACCCAGAUGCUGGUGGCAACUGGUACUUCCCUGACGGUGAACACUCCAGAUGUAGAAGACCUCACAGAGGUGGUCCUGGUCACCAGUGAGAAGGCUGUGCCAGCUCCUGGUGGGUUGUCUGCUGCUACCCAGUCUGGACAGACAGAGGAGCCAUCCAGCGGAACUGUGGUCCUGGUAACUCCAGCAUCAGUGGCCUCUUCUGUCAGGAGGACAGCUCUUCCGUCGGUGAGGAGGAUCAGUACGGCUGUGACCUAUGGGCUGGAGCGCCUGGAGUCGGAAGAGGGUGAGGAAGAGGAAGAAGAUGAAGAGGAGGAGGAAGAAGAAGAGGAGGAAGAGGAAGAUGAGGAAGACAAAGACAUAGAUUCGAUGGAUGAAAGCAUGGAGGGUGACACGGAGCUGCCAGGUUUCACGCUUCCAGGCGAGACUUCCCAGGAUCCCAUAGCUGGCCUGGAAAACCCUGUGGCCCAGUUGGCCGGAGUGUCCUACCAGGUUCCCGACACCAUCGAGUGGGAGCAGCAGAACCAGGGUCUGGUGAGAAGCUGGAUGGAGAAGCUGAAAGAUAAGGCAGGAUACAUGUCGGGGAUGCUGGUUCCUGUAGGAGUCGGAAUAGCCGGAGCCCUCUUUAUCCUAGGAGCACUCUACAGCAUUAAGAUUAUGAAUCGCCGAAGGAGAAAUGGCUCAAAGAGACAUAAAAGAAAGCAGAGGGAGUUUAACAGCAUGCAAGACCGAGUCAUGCUCUUAGCUGACAGCUCUGAAGAUGAAUUUUGA